Molecule: messenger RNA, 1514 nt
Organism: Cuscuta europaea
Lineage: Eukaryota; Viridiplantae; Streptophyta; Magnoliopsida; Solanales; Convolvulaceae
Source: the annotation of a GenBank genome assembly
UAUUUGCCAAUAAAUAAUUGGUACUAAACGCACGCGUAAACGAUACGGUUUAAACAUCGCUGCAUUGGAGUUUAUGUCACAGCUUUCUUUCUGGAAAGUAUAGUUAAUGAUUUGUCGAGAGAAGAAGCUGCUCCUAUAAAGUCUCGCCUGCCGCUGCUGAUUUUGAUUUAGUAGAGAAAUUCAGAAAUCGAUCGAUAUCGUUUUUACGCUUCAGUCUUCACACGCAGGCGCUUUUGAAACACUGAGAUAGAGGCUAAGUGGAGUAAUAUAUAGAGAUAAAUAUGACGGAAAAGGAAGAAAUUCAUUUGAAAGUUGAGAACAAGAUCAAGUCCGAUGAGAAGGCAGAAAAGACUGAGGCGGAAAUUGAUGUGAAGAGCAAAUCAGUGGAGAAAGAAGACAAGCUUAAGCACAAGGAUGGUAAGAAAGAAGACAAGCAUCAGGAUUCCAAGAAGGAAAAGAAUACAGAGGCGAGUGGAGAUGAAGAUGAUAAGAAGAAGAUGAAAAAGGGGAAAUCAAAGAAGGAAAAGAGCAAAGAGGAGGGCGAAGAUGAAGAAGAUAAGAAGAAGAUGAAAAAGGACAAAUCUAAGAAGAAAGAAAAGGACAAAGAGGAGAGUCAAGAUGAAGAUGAAGAAGAUAGGGACAAGGUGAAAAAGGAGAAAUGUAAGAAGAAAGAUGGAGAGAAGAAACACAAGAAAGAGAAGGAUACAGAAAAGGAAAUAAAACACGAAGAGGGGGGAGAAGCUGUUGAACAUAUACUUGAAGAGAAGGGUGAGGACAAGCAUGACAAAGAGGAUGAUAAGAAGGGAAAGGUGAAGAAAGACAAAAAGGAGAAGGGAAAGGAAAAGAAAACUAAGGGCAAAGAGGUAGACUCUGAGGAAAUAUCAGAUGAAGAAAACGACGAGGAAACAGAAGAUAAAAAAACAAAAAAGGAUAAGAAGAAGAAAGAAAAGAAGGAAAAGGGAACUAAAACGAAAUGCAAAAAUGAAGGGAAGGAUGAAGAAGUGCAUGAUAGAGAAGAGGUUGAGGUGUCUGGGCCUGAUGUGGCCACAAGAGAAAUACAAAUAGAUGGGAUUGAAUCAGAGGGAAUAUGUAAGACUGAAAAGAAAGAAAAGGAGUUCAAGGAUGACAAGAAAGACAAGUCUGAUAAGAAGAAGAAAACUAAAGGCAAGACAAAAUGCAAAGAUCUUGACACGCUGAAAAAGAAGCUGGAGAAAAUCGAUGCAAAAAUGGAAGUUAUAGUGCAGAAAAGAGCAGAGAUCUUGAGACAGAUGAAAGAAGCUGAAGACCAGAAGUCUUCUCUUGCUGGGGCUGAUGAUGGGCAGCAUUAGGCGGCAUAUGUAAUACUUCUAUAUAUUUUACUGUGUUAUCUCUUUUAUUGACGUUUUUUGCUCUGUAUUUCCAUGCCAUACAAAGUUCAAUCUUUUGAUGUAGUAGAUUGUACAAUUGUAAUUUAAUUGCUUCUUCUUUUGUCUUGGGAGUGUUUAAAUGAAUAAAUAUGGCAUUUAUCGUGUUAA